CUAGUUGGUGCUAACAGAAGCUAGUUGGAGCUAACAUGAGCUAGCUGGACAACAUGGCGACGGAGGAGAAGAAACCGGAGACGGAACUCAUGAAGCAGCCUUCGUCCAGCAGCAAGGGGAAGUGUCUGAAGACUCUGAAGGGUCACAGUAACUACGUCUUCUGCUGUAACUUCAACCCUCAGUCCAACCUGGUGGUGUCUGGAUCGUUUGAUGAGAGCGUUCGUAUUUGGGAUGUGAAGACAGGAAAAUGUCUGAAGACUCUGCCGGCUCACUCUGACCCCGUCUCUGCUGUUCACUUCAACAGAGACGGCUCGCUCAUCGUCUCCAGCAGCUACGACGGCCUCUGUCGUAUCUGGGACACAGCAUCAGGACAGUGUCUGAAGACUCUGAUUGAUGAUGACAAUCCUCCCGUGUCUUUUGUAAAGUUUUCUCCAAACGGGAAGUACAUCCUGGCUGCUACGCUGGACAACACAUUAAAGCUGUGGGACUACAGCAAGGGAAAGUGUUUGAAGACGUACUCCGGCCAUAAGAAUGAGAAAUACUGCAUCUUCGCUAACUUUUCUGUCACAGGAGGGAAGUGGAUUGUGUCCGGCUCUGAGGACAGCAUGGUUUACAUCUGGAACCUUCAGACCAAAGAGAUUGUUCAGAAACUCCAAGGGGACACAGACGUGGUGAUCUCGACCGCCUGUCAUCCAACAGAGAAUAUCAUCGCUUCAGCCGCUCUGGAAAACGACAAAACUAUCAAACUGUGGAAGAGUGACUGUUAGACCGGAGGAGACCCUGACCCUGGUCCAGACCCUGACCCGGGUCCAGACCCCGACCCUGGUCCAGACCCUGACCCGGGUCCUGAACUGUCCUGACCUGGACCACCGUGUCCCGGCUGCAGACCAAACCCCUCCAGUCUGUCCAGGAGGUAAAAAGACGAGAGGACAGAUGUUUGUGUCCUGGUUAAAGACGACUUAAAGGACGGUCCAGAGUUCUCUGAACCAGAACUUAGUCCAUCAUGUGAACUUUGUUUGGUCGUGACUCACCUGAAGACAGGAAGAGGCUUUUAUUUUUUCAUUUCCUCCUUUGAUGCUGCUGUUUGAUACUAAUGCCACUUCCUCCCUUUCACAUUAAAAGACCUCCAGCAGUUCAGGAGACAAAUACUGAGUUCAUACUUUAUUACACUAUAAUAAUCAUUUGUAUUAUUAUUAUAGUGAGUCCUUGAAUGCACCACACACAUGUUCCUGUCAGGUUCCUUUGAGAAUGUUUUGACAUCGUCUCGGUUGGAAAACACUAAACUUACCUUUAAUUCAUGUUAUUGAAAAACAUAUAGUUCAGAAGCUCUUUAUGAAGUUGCUAAGCAACCGUUCUGAGUGACAGUUUUAUGGUUAAAGGUGUUAAAUGUUGUUGGGAUGAAGCCGUUCACUGACUCCACAGGAGCUCUUCCUCAUCGUCAUCAUCAUCAUCUUCAAUCAGCUGACUGAGAAAAUAAAUGAUCAAUAAGGUUUGAAGGAUUUCUG
This is a messenger RNA of Anoplopoma fimbria (sablefish), 1505 nucleotides long. RefSeq names its product WD repeat-containing protein 5-like. Gene Ontology annotation, cellular component: Set1C/COMPASS complex. The transcript has 10 exons. Gene Ontology annotation, molecular function: histone binding. NCBI's taxonomy places the organism in Eukaryota, Metazoa, Chordata, Actinopteri, Perciformes, Anoplopomatidae. The record is from RefSeq and is a predicted model, not a curated record. The coding region runs from base 54 to 767 and encodes 237 amino acids.